Molecule: messenger RNA, 1779 nt
Organism: Myotis davidii
Lineage: Eukaryota; Metazoa; Chordata; Mammalia; Chiroptera; Vespertilionidae
Gene: CLU
Product: clusterin
Exons: 9
Coding region: 197-1543 (448 amino acids)
Source: RefSeq, a predicted model, not a curated record
CGCUAGUAGUCCUAGGGGUGUCAGAACCGAUCUAUGGAUGCAGCGGAGGGAGUCUGAGAAGAUAGGCAGCCGGAGCCCUGUCACCAGGCAGCGGGGCAGAAGGCCAGCUCGCUGGGGGGUGCAGCGGCUGGGAUCCGGCCCAUUAGCUGCAAUCACAAUGGUGUGGUCGUGCUGAGAGUCCAGAAUCGGAGGCAAGAUGAAGACUCUGCUGCUCUUGGUGGGGCUGCUGAUGACCUGGGAGAAUGGGCAGGUGCUGGGCGCGCCGGCCGUCUCACAGAGAGAGCUCCAGGAAAUGUCCACCGAGGGGAGUAAGUACGUUAAUAAGGAAAUUAAAAAUGCCUUCAAGGAGGUGAAACACAUCAAGUCUCUAAUAGACCACACCAACGAUGAGCGCAAGUCACUGCUCAUCAGCUUGGAAGAAGCCAAGAAGAAGAAAGAGGAUGCCCUAACUGAUACCAAGGAUACUGAAAUGAAGCUGAAGGCGUCCCAGGAAGUGUGCAAUGAUACCAUGAUGUCCCUCUGGGAGGAGUGUAAGCCCUGUCUGAAGCAGACCUGCAUGAAGUUCUACGCGCGCGUCUGCAGGAGCAGCUCAGGGCUGGUUGGCCGCCAGCUGGAGGAGUUCCUGAACCAGAGCUCUCCCUUCUACUUCUGGAUGAAUGGUGACCGCAUCGACUCCCUGCUGGAGAAUGACCGGCAGCAGGCCCACGUACUGGACACCAUGGAGGACAGAUUCGAAAAGAUGUCCAGUAUUAUGGAUGAACUUUUCCACAGCAGUUUCUUCAACCGGGAAUCCCUGGAUCCCUACCCCUUUUCACCCUUCGGCUCAUCCCCAAGGAGGCCUCUCUUCUUCAAUCCCAAGACCCGCUUUGCCCGAAACUUAAUGUCUUUCCCCAUGUUUGGAAUCCCAAACUUCCAGGACAUGUUCCGACCCUUCUUUGACAUGAUACACCAGGCUCAGCAGACCAUGGAUAGCCAACUCCAGGAACCUCUCUUCGAGUUUCCAAUGAUAGAAUUCCCGGAAGAAAACAACGAUAACCGCACCAUAUGCAAGGAGAUACGUCACAACUCUACGGGGUGCCUGAAGAUGAAGGACCAGUGUGCCAAGUGCCAGGAGAUCUUGUCAGUGGACUGCUCGGGCAGCAACCCCGCGCAGACCCUGCUGCGCGAGGAGCUGAACAGCUCCCUGGAGCUGGCGGAGACGUUGGCCAGGCAGUACGACGAGCUGCUGCGGUCCUACCAGCAGAAGAUGCUCAACACCUCCGCUCUGCUCAGGCAGCUCAACGAGCAGUUCAGCUGGGUGUCCCAGCUGGCCAACCUCACCCAGCGGGAGGACCGCUACUCCCUCCACGUCACCACGGUGGCUUCCCGCGGUUCGGACUCCAGCGUUCCCUCCGGUUUCACGAAGGUGGUUCUGACGCUCUUUGACUCUGACCCCAUCACCGUGACGGUCCCAGAAGAAGUCUCCAUGCACAAUCCUAAGUUUAUGGAGACUGUGGCUGAGAAAGCUCUGCAGGAAUACCGCCAGAGUACCCGGGAGAAAUGAAAUGUGAAGGUUGCUUUUCCAGGUAUGGGGGUGUCUGAAUCCUGUUGCCCCUGAGAGAACUCCCAGGCCCCCAGAGGAGAACUCUGCAUGUCACCAAGUGACCAGACCCCAGCCUUGGGCCCUCCUGACCCCGCCCAGCCUCUCCUCCCUCCGGACCCCGCACUCUAAUGCCUGCUGAUGGGGGAGGGACUUCCCUGCAUGCCACUAACUCAAUAAAGCUGCCUGUAUGCUCUGGA